Oncorhynchus nerka (sockeye salmon) is the source of this 10528-nucleotide messenger RNA. Its product is annotated as zinc finger protein 84-like. The transcript is spliced from 2 exons. Gene Ontology annotation, cellular component: nucleus. Bases 1057 to 1917 code for a protein of 286 amino acids. The record is from RefSeq and is a predicted model, not a curated record. NCBI's taxonomy places the organism in Eukaryota, Metazoa, Chordata, Actinopteri, Salmoniformes, Salmonidae. Gene Ontology annotation, biological process: regulation of gene expression.
GCUAGUUUUAUAAGCUUAAUUGAGCUAUUCACUACGAAGUUUAUAAAAUUAAUUUAGCUAUUCACUACGAAGUUUAUAAGAUUAAUUUAGCUAUUCACUACGAAGUUUAUAAGAUUAAUUGAGCUAUUCACUACGAAGUUUAUAAGAUUAAUUUAGCUAUUCACUACGAAGUUUAUAAGAUUAAUUUAGCUAUUCACUACGAAGUUUUAUAAGCUUAAUUUAGCUAUUCACUACGAAGUUUAUAAGAUUAAUUUAGCUAUUCACUACGAAGUUUUAUAAGCUUAAUUUAGCUAUUCACUACGAAGUUUAAAAUGUCUAGAAUAGAACUAUUACGGUCGUUUUUCAACCAGAGAUGAACAGCUGCUGCCGAAGAGAUAUUCCGGGUCGUGGAGAAAACGAUAGCAGAGUAUCAGGACGAGAUGUCCCGCUCGGAAGAGAGGAACAGCCGUCUACAGAAGCUGCUCGAUAUCACUAUUAAAACCAGAAAUAAAGUUGUAUAGAGCAGACACCCAGCUGCAGCAGCUCCCAGCCUGUGGAGAACAGGUUCCCUCUGAGCAGGAGGAGUGGAUCCACAGUCUGGGCCAGGAGGAUCCACAGUCUGGGGCAGGAGGUACCACAGUCUGGGCCAGGAGGAUCCACAGCCCGUACACAUUAAAGAGGAACAGCAGGAACUCUGGACCAGUCUGGGGGAAGGUCAGGAGUCUGACACCACAGAGUUCAUAUUCACUUCCGCUUGUGUGCAAAGUGACUGUAAUCAGGACCCACCUCAGCCCUCACAUCUCUACCAGACCCAGAGUACCAGCACCUCAUACGAACAGUUGAAAAGAGGAACUAGAGAGGACCGUCAACUAUUAGAGACACCCAGUGCUUCUCAGCCCGUCUCUGCAGUGAAGUCGAUCCAUCCUAGUUCUCCCUCUAAGAGUCGCUGUGGGGUGUGUGGGGAAACAGGUUGAGUUAGAGGCUCUAAAAGAUCACGUUCAAGCUCACAUCGAUGCUCAGUUUACUUGUCAGUUCUGCAGUAAAUGUUUCACUAAGAUUAAUGCUCUGAGGUUACACAUGAGGAGCCACACGGGGGAGAAACCCUACCGGUGUUCUGUCUGCGGGUUCGCAGGAGCAACCAAUCUAACCAAUCACAUGAGGAUCCACACAGGGGAGAAACCCUACCGCUGUACUGAGUGCGGAAGGUGUUUCUCUGUCCUGGGUCAUCUCCAGACACACAUGAGGAGCCACACGGGGGAGAAACCCUACCGGUGUUCUGUCUGCGGGUUCGCAGGAGCAACCAAUCUAACCAAUCACAUGAGGAUCCACACAGGGUAUAAACCCCACCGGUGUACUGAGUGUGGAAGGUGUUUCUCUGUCCUGGGUCAUCUCCAGACACACAUGAGGAGCCACACGGGGGAGAAACCCUACCGGUGUUCUGUCUGCGGGUUCGCAGGAGCAACCAAUCUAACCAAUCACAUGAGGAUCCACACAGGGUAUAAACCCCACCGCUGUACUGAGUGCGGAAGGUGUUUCUCUGUCCUGGGUCAUCUCCAGACACACAUGAGGAGCCACACGGGGGAGAAACCCUACCGGUGUUCUGUCUGCGGGUUCGCAGGAGCAACCAAUCUAACCAAUCACAUGAGGAUCCACACAGGGGAGAAACCCCACCGCUGUACUGAGUGCGGAAGGUGUUUCUCUGUCCUGGGUCAUCUCCAGACACACAUGAGGAGCCACACGGGGGAGAAACCCUACCGGUGUUCUGUCUGUGGUAAAGGGUUUAGUGUGAGCUGCAACCUGACGCAGCACAUGAUGAUACACACAGGGGAGAGACCUUACCACUGUCCCGACUGUCAGAAAGGAUUCAUCACCAUGGUCCGGCUGAGGAGACAUCAGAUCGCCGUUCACACGCAGGGAGAAAUGUUCUUCUGUAAAUGAGCAACAGCUGUAAAAGCAUGCAGGCCUUGAAACGCACAGUAGAGUACACAGAGAGAGACAGUAGAGUACACAGAGAGACAGUAGAGUACACAGAGAGAGAGACAGUAGAGUACACAGAGAGAGAGACAGUAGAGUACACAGAGAGAGAGACAGUAGAGUACACAGAGAGAGACACAGUAGAGUACACAGAGAGAGACACAGUAGAGUACACAGAGAGAGACAGUAGAGUACACAGAGAGAGACAGUAAAGUACACAGAGAGAGAGACACAGAGAGAGACACAGUAGAGUACACAGAGAGAGACAGCGAUGACAUGAUGAGCCCUGACACAGAGACACAGAGAGACAGAGAUGACAUGAUGAGCCCUGACGUAAAGACACAGAGAGAGACAGCGAUGACAUGAUGAGCCCUGACACAGAGAGACAGAGAUGACAUGAUGAGCCCUGACACAGAGACACAGAGAGACAGCGAUGACAUGAUGAGCCCUGACACAGAGACACAGAGAGACAGCGAUGACAUGAUGAGCCCUGACGUAAAGACACAGAGAGACAGCGAUGACAUGAUGAGCCCUGACGUAAAGACACAGAGAGACAGCGAUGACAUGAUGAGCCCUGACACAGAGACACAGAGAGAGACAGCGAUGACAUGAGCCCUGACACAGAGACACAGAGAGACAGAGAUGACAUGAUGAGCCCUGACGUAAGACACAGAGAGAGACAGCGAUGACAUGAUGAGCCCUGACACAGAGACAUAGAGAGACAGCGAUGACAUGAUGAGCCCUGACACAGAGACACAGAGAGACAGCGAUGACAUGAUGAGCCCUGACACAGAGAGACAGCGAUGACAUGAUGAGCCCUGACACAGAGACACAGAGAGACAGCGAUGACAUGAUGAGCCCUGACGUAAGACACAGAGAGACAGCGAUGACAUGAUGAGCCCUGACACAGAGAGACAGCGAUGACAUGAUGAGCCCUGACACAGAGACACAGAGAGACAGCGAUGACAUGAUGAGCCCUGACACAGAGAGACAGCGAUGACAUGAUGAGCCCUGACGUAAAGACACAGAGAGACAGCGAUGACAUGAUGAGCCCUGACGUAAAGACACAGAGAGACAGCGAUGACAUGAUGAGCCCUGACGUAAAGACACAGAGAGACAGCGAUGACAUGAUGAGCCCUGACGUAAAGACACAGAGAGACAGCGAUGACAUGAUGAGCCCUGACGUAAAGACACAGAGAGACAGCGAUGACAUGAUGAGCCCUGACGUAAAGACACAGAGAGACAGCGAUGACAUGAUGAGCCCUGACACAGAGAGACAGCGAUGACAUGAUGAGCCCUGACGUAAAGACACAGAGAGACAGCGAUGACAUGAUGAGCCCUGACGUAAAGACACAGAGAGACAGCGAUGACAUGAUGAGCCCUGACGUAAAGACACAGAGAGACAGCGAUGACAUGAUGAGCCCUGACGUAAAGACACAGAGAGACAGCGAUGACAUGAUGAGCCCUGACGUAAAGACACAGAGAGACAGCGAUGACAUGAUGAGCCCUGACGUAAAGACACAGAGAGACAGCGAUGACAUGAUGAGCCCUGACACAGAGAGACAGCGAUGACAUGACGAGCCCUGACGUAAGACACAGAGAGAGACAGCGAUGACAUGAUGAGCCCUGACGUAAAGACACAGAGAGACAGCGAUGACAUGAUGAGCCCUGACACAGAGAGACAGCGAUGACAUGAUGAGCCCUGACACAGAGAGACAGCGAUGACAUGAUGAGCCCUGACGUAAAGACACAGAGAGACAGCGAUGACAUGAUGAGCCCUGACGUAAAGACACAGAGAGACAGCGAUGACAUGAUGAGCCCUGACGUAAAGACACAGAGAGAGACAGCGAUGACAUGAUGAGCCCUGACACAAAGACACAGAGAGACAGCGAUGACAUGAUGAGCCCUGACGUAAGACACAGAGAGAGACAGCGAUGACAUGAUGAGCCCUGACGUAAAGACACAGAGAGACAGGGAUGACAUGAUGAGCCCUGACACAGAGAGAGAGCGAUGACAUGAUGAGCCCUGACGUAAGACACAGAGAGAGACAGCGAUGACAUGAUGAGCCCUGACACAGAGAGACAGCGAUGACAUGAUGAGCCCUGACGUAAGACACAGAGAGACAGCGAUGACAUGAUGAGCCCUGACACAGAGACAGCGAUGACAUGAUGAGCCCUGACACAGAGAGACAGCGAUGACAUGAUGAGCCCUGACACAGAGACAGCGAUGACAUGAUGAGCCCUGACACAGAGAGACAGCGAUGACAUGAUGAGCCCUGACGUAAAGACACAGAGAGACAGCGAUGACAUGAUGAGCCCUGACACAGAGACAGCGAUGACAUGAUGAGCCCUGACGUAAAGACACAGAGAGACAGCGAUGACAUGAUGAGCCCUGACGUAAAGACACAGAGAGACAGCGAUGACAUGAUGAGCCCUGACGUAAAGACACAGUGAGACAGCGAUGACAUGAUGAGCCCUGACGUAAGACACAGAGAGACAGCGAUGACAUGAUGAGCCCUGACGUAAAGACACAGAGAGACAGCGAUGACAUGAUGAGCCCUGACGUAAGACACAGAGAAACAGCGAUGACAUGAUGAGCCCUGACGUAAGACACAGAGAGACAGCGAUGACAUGAUGAGCCCUGACGUAAAGACACAGAGAGACAGCGAUGACAUGAUGAGCCCUGACGUAAGACACAGAGAGACAGCGAUGACAUGAUGAGCCCUGACGUAAGACACAGAGAGACAGCGAUGACAUGAUGAGCCCUGACACAGAGAGACAGCGAUGACAUGAUGAGCCCUGACGUAAAGACACAGAGAGACAGCGAUGACAUGAUGAGCCCUGACACAGAGACACAGAGAGAGACAGCGAUGACAUGAGCCCUGACACAGAGACACAGAGAGACAGAGAUGACAUGAUGAGCCCUGACGUAAGACACAGAGAGAGACAGCGAUGACAUGAUGAGCCCUGACACAGAGAGAGACAGCGAUGACAUGAUGAGCCCUGACACAGAGACACAGAGAGACAGCGAUGACAUGAUGAGCCCUGACACAGAGACACAGAGAGACAGCGAUGACAUGAUGAGCCCUGACACAGAGAGACAGCGAUGACAUGAUGAGCCCUGACGUAAGACACAGAGAGACAGCGAUGACAUGAUGAGCCCUGACACAGAGAGACAGCGAUGACAUGAUGAGCCCUGACACAGAGACACAGAGAGAGAGACAGCGAUGACAUGAUGAGCCCUGACGUAAGACACAGAGAGAGACAGCGAUGACAUGAUGAGCCCUGACACAGAGACACAGAGAGACAGCGAUGACAUGAUGAGCCCUGACACAGAGAGACAGCGAUGACAUGAUGAGCCCUGACGUAAAGACACAGAGAGACAGCGAUGACAUGAUGAGCCCUGACGUAAAGACACAGAGAGACAGCGAUGACAUGAUGAGCCCUGACGUAAAGACACAGAGAGACAGCGAUGACAUGAUGAGCCCUGACGUAAAGACACAGAGAGACAGCGAUGACAUGAUGAGCCCUGACACAGAGAGACAGCGAUGACAUGAUGAGCCCUGACGUAAAGACACAGAGAGACAGCGAUGACAUGAUGAGCCCUGACGUAAAGACACAGAGAGACAGCGAUGACAUGAUGAGCCCUGACGUAAAGACACAGAGAGACAGCGAUGACAUGAUGAGCCCUGACACAGAGAGACAGCGAUGACAUGACGAGCCCUGACGUAAGACACAGAGAGACAGCGAUGACAUGAUGAGCCCUGACGUAAAGACACAGAGAGACAGCGAUGACAUGAUGAGCCCUGACACAGAGAGACAGCGAUGACAUGAUGAGCCCUGACGCAGAGAGACAGCGAUGACAUGAUGAGCCCUGACGUAAGACACAGAGAGACAGCGAUGACAUGAUGAGCCCUGACGUAAAGACACAGAGAGACAGCGAUGACAUGAUGAGCCCUGACACAGAGAGACAGCGAUGACAUGAUGAGCCCUGACACAGAGAGACAGCGAUGACAUGAUGAGCCCUGACGUAAAGACACAGAGAGACAGCGAUGACAUGAUGAGCCCUGACGUAAAGACACAGAGAGAGACAGCGAUGACAUGAUGAGCCCUGACACAGAGACACAGAGAGACAGCGAUGACAUGAUGAGCCCUGACGUAAGACACAGAGAGAGACAGCGAUGACAUGAUGAGCCCUGACGUAAAGACACAGAGAGACAGGGAUGACAUGAUGAGCCCUGACACAGAGAGAGAGCGAUGACAUGAUGAGCCCUGACGUAAGACACAGAGAGAGACAGCGAUGACAUGAUGAGCCCUGACACAGAGAGACAGCGAUGACAUGAUGAGCCCUGACGUAAGACACAGAGAGACAGCGAUGACAUGAUGAGCCCUGACACAGAGACAUCGAUGACAUGAUGAGCCCUGACACAGAGAGACAGCGAUGACAUGAUGAGCCCUGACACAGAGACAGCGAUGACAUGAUGAGCCCUGACACAGAGAGACAGCGAUGACAUGAUGAGCCCUGACGUAAAGACACAGAGAGACAGCGAUGACAUGAUGAGCCCUGACACAGAGACAGCGAUGACAUGAUGAGCCCUGACGUAAAGACACAGAGAGACAGCGAUGACAUGAUGAGCCCUGACGUAAAGACACAGAGAGACAGCGAUGACAUGAUGAGCCCUGACGUAAAGACACAGUGAGACAGCGAUGACAUGAUGAGCCCUGACGUAAGACACAGAGAGACAGCGAUGACAUGAUGAGCCCUGACGUAAAGACACAGAGAGACAGCGAUGACAUGAUGAGCCCUGACGUAAGACACAGAGAAACAGCGAUGACAUGAUGAGCCCUGACGUAAAGACACAGAGAGACAGCGAUGACAUGAUGAGCCCUGACGUAAGACACAGAGAGACAGCGAUGACAUGAUGAGCCCUGACGUAAAGACACAGAGAGACAGCGAUGACAUGAUGAGCCCUGACGUAAGACACAGAGAGACAGCGAUGACAUGAUGAGCCCUGACGUAAAGACACAGAGAGACAGCGAUGACAUGAUGAGCCCUGACGUAAGACACAGAGAGACAGCGAUGACAUGAUGAGCCCUGACGUAAGACACAGAGAGACAGCGAUGACAUGAUGAGCCCUGACACAGAGAGACAGCGAUGACAUGAUGAGCCCUGACACAGAGAGACAGUGAUGACAUAAUGAGCCCUGACACAGAGACACAGAGAGACAGCGAUGACAUGAUGAGCCCUGACGUAAGACACAGAGAGACAGCGAUGACAUGAUGAGCCCUGACGUAAGAUACAGAGAGACAGCGAUGACAUGAUGAGCCCUGACGUAAGACACAGAGAGACAGCGAUGACAUGAUGAGCCCUGACGUAAGACACAGAGAGACAGCGAUGACAUGAUGAGUCCUGACGUAAGACACAGAGAGACAGCGAUGACAUGAUGAGCCCUGACGUAAAGACACAGAGAGACAGCGAUGACAUGAUGAGCCCUGACGUAAGACACAGAGAGACAGCGAUGACAUGACGAGCCCUGACGUAAGACACAGAGAGACUGCGAUGACAUGACGAGCCCUGACACAGAGAGACAGCGAUGACAUGAUGAGCCCUGACGUAAGACACAGAGAGACAGCGAUGACAUGAUGAGCCCUGACGUAAGACACAGAGAGACAGCGAUGACAUGAUGAGUCCUGACGUAAGACACAGAGAGACAGCGAUGACAUGAUGAGCCCUGACGUAAGACACAGAGAGACAGCGAUGACAUGAUGAGCCCUGACGUAAGACACAGAGAGACAGCGAUGACAUGAUGAGCCCUGACGUAAGACACAGAGAGACAGCGAUGACAUGAUGAGCCCUGACACAGAGACACAGAGAGACAGCGAUGACAUGAUGAGUCCUGACGUAAGACACAGAGAGACAGCGAUGACAUGAUGAGCCCUGACGUAAGACACAGAGAGACAGCGAUGACAUGAUGAGCCCUGACACAGAGAGACAGAGAUGACAUGAUGAGCCCUGACACAGAGAGACAGCGAUGACAUGAUGAGCCAUGACAUAAAGACACAGAGAGACAGCGAUGACAUGAUGAGCCCUGACGUAAGACACAGAGAGACAGCGAUGACAUGAUGAGCCCUGACACAGAGAGACAGCGAUGACAUGAUGAGCCCUGACACAGAGAGACAGCGAUGACAUGAUGAGCCCUGACACAGAGAGACAGCGAUGACAUGAUGAGCCCUGACGUAAGACACAGAGAGACAGCGAUGACAUGAUGAGCCCUGACGUAAAGACACAGAGAGACAGCGAUGACAUAAGACACAGAGAGACAGCGAUGACAUGAUGAGCCCUGAUGUAAGACACAGAGAGACAGCGAUGACAUGAUGAGCCCUGACGUAAAGACACAGAGAGACAGCGAUGACAUGAUGAGCCCUGACACAGAGAGACAGCGAUGACAUGAUGAGCCCUGACACAGAGAGACAGCGAUGACAUGAUGAGCCCUGACACAGAGAGACAGCGAUGACAUGAUGAGCCCUGACGUAAGACACAGAGAGACAGCGAUGACAUGAUGAGCCCUGACGUAAGACACAGAGAGAGACAGCGAUGACAUGAUGAGCCCUGACGUAAGACACAGAGAGACAGCGAUGACAUGAUGAGCCCUGACGUAAGACACAGAGAGACAGCGAUGACAUGAUGAGCCCUGAUGUAAGACACAGAGAGACAGCGAUGACAUGAUGAGCCCUGAUGUAAGACACAGAGAGACAGCAAUGACAUGAUGAGCCCUGACGUAAAGACACAGAGAGACAGCGAUGACGUAAGACACAGAGAGAGACUAGCUUCCACCUGUAAGAGGAGACUUCUUGGUGAAUAAGACAUGACUGAACAGCUGGACUUCAGAUUUAACAGAGAAGUUGGUGGACCGUAUCUUCUGAGCAACAGAAGUCCCUGAUCAUUAGUUAGAACAGUUGGUUCUCAGACUGUUUGGGGCCUGGGACCCCUUCUGUGUGAGUAAAUUCAUCAGGGACAUCAGAACACAACUAGAGUGAGAUAGAAAAUAGCAUACAAGGGAUUUUACUGUGACUUUGGCAGUGCAUUGUGGGACAAACCAAGUCACCCGGGAAGGAACAUUUUAAAAUGCAUCACAGAAAGAAAUGAGCAGUUUUCAAGCUAAUUUCCAUGUACUGUCAUCUGUUGUUGGGAGUAAAACAUAUUGUUCAUGUACUGUCUGUCAUCUGUUGUUGGGAGUAAAACAUCUUGUUCAUAUACUGUCAUCUGUUGUUGGGAGUAAAACAUCUUGUUCAUGUACUGUCAUCUGUUGUUGAGAGUAAAACAUCUUGUUCAUGUACUGUCAUCUGUUGUUGGGAGUAAAACAUCUUGUUCAUAUACUGUCUGUCAUCUGUUGUUGGGAGUAAAACAUCUUGUUCAUAUACUGUCUGUCAUCUGUUGUUGGGAGUAAAACAUCUUGUUCAUAUACUGUCUGUCAUCUGUUGUUGAGAGUAAAACAUCUUGUUCAUGUACUGUCUGUCAUCUGUUGUUGAGAGUAAAACAUCUUGUUCAUGUACUGUCAUCUGUUGUUGGGAGUAAAACAUCUUGUUCAUAUACUGUCUGUCAUCUGUUGUUGGGAGUAAAACAUCUUGUUCAUGUACUGUCUGUCAUCUGUUGUUGAGAGUAAAACAUCUUGUUCAUGUACUGUCAUCUGUUGUUGGGAGUAAAACAUCUUGUUCAUGUACUGUCAUCUGUUGUUGGGAGUAAAACAUCUUGUUCAUAUACUGUCUGUCAUCUGUUGUUGAGAGUAAAACAUCUUGUUCAUGUACUGUCUGUCAUCUGUUGUUGAGAGUAAAACAUCUUGUUCAUAUACUGUCUGUCAUCUGUUGUUGGGAGUAAAACAUAUUGUUCAUGUACUGUCUGUCAUCUGUUGUUGAGAGUAAAACAUCUUGUUCAUGUACUGUCAUCUGUUGUUGAGAGUAAAACAUCUUGUUCAUAUACUGUCUGUCAUCUGUUGUUGGGAGUAAAACAUCUUGUUCAUGUACUGUCAUCUGUUGUUGGGAGUAAAACAUCUUGUUCAUAUACUGUCUGUCAUCUGUUGUUGGGAGUAAAACAUCUUGUUCAUGUACUGUCUGUCAUCUGUUGUUGAGAGUAAAACAUCUUGUUCAUGUACUGUCUGUCAUCUGUUGUUGGGAGUAAAACAUCUUGUUCAUAUACUGUCUGUCAUCUGUUGUUGGGAGUAAAACAUCUUGUUCAUGUACUGUCAUCUGUUGUUGGGAGUAAAACAUCUUGUUCAUGUACUGUCUGUCAUCUGUUGUUGAGAGUAAAACAUCUUGUUCAUGUACUGUCAUCUGUUGUUGGGAGUAAAACAUCUUGUUCAUAUACUGUCUGUCAUCUGUUGUUGGGAGUAAAACAUCUUGUUCAUAUACUGUCUGUCAUCUGUUGUUGGGAGUAAAACAUCUUGUUCAUGUACUGUCAUCUGUUGUUGUCACAUCUGCUUAAUGUUGCUAACCUAACAUCUACAGUGAUUGGGGAUCUUUCACUAUUCUACCUAUUUGACUUUAACUUGAGAAUAAAAGGUGUUGUUUAAAUAGUGUAA